AUGUCGAGACCGGACCUUCCGGAUUAUAGUCUGCAAGGCUUACUCGACAACCUGAAGCUAUACGCGAAUAACGCAUCGCGCCUAGCAGUGGCAACAGGAGGUCAGAACAGUCUCAAGAAGCGCAGUCUCCUUGACCUCCCAGCCGAAAUCUGGAGCAAGAUCGGUGGACACGCAAUUGAAGCUGAAGAUGACUACUGCCCUCGAGCAGCGGCGCUGAAGGCCAGAUCUAGCUACAUUGUUGGCUAG
This is a messenger RNA of Fulvia fulva, 246 nucleotides long. RefSeq lists its product as uncharacterized. Bases 1 to 246 code for a protein of 81 amino acids. The transcript has 2 exons. NCBI's taxonomy places the organism in Eukaryota, Fungi, Ascomycota, Dothideomycetes, Mycosphaerellales, Mycosphaerellaceae. The record is from RefSeq and is a predicted model, not a curated record.